This is a messenger RNA of Myxocyprinus asiaticus (Chinese sucker), 4553 nucleotides long. RefSeq names its product interleukin-12 receptor subunit beta-2-like. Lineage: Eukaryota; Metazoa; Chordata; Actinopteri; Cypriniformes; Catostomidae. The coding region runs from base 363 to 2654 and encodes 763 amino acids. Gene Ontology annotation, biological process: cytokine-mediated signaling pathway. The record is from RefSeq and is a predicted model, not a curated record. Gene Ontology annotation, molecular function: cytokine binding; cytokine receptor activity. Gene Ontology annotation, cellular component: signaling receptor complex; external side of plasma membrane. The transcript is spliced from 17 exons.
GUGGGAGGACGUAAAUGUGGGCCAGACAGUAAAUGCAGCUCUCAUGUUGUCUGAAGGCAGGAUGUGCAUCUAGCACAAGGAACACUUGUGGAACGACAUCUUUAAAAAGACACGAACACGAUACACAACACCUGCUGAAGCGCUGUGGGGAAUCAGGAUGCUGAGGCCAGUUCAUCAGCGAAGCCUCAAGCGGCGAGGCGGAAUGAUGUUCGCCGGAGCACUGCAGGGAAGCGGAGAGUCUUCUCGUAGCAAUGAAGAUUCCACCCGCUGACUCGAGUAUAUCGACAGCGAAGGAGCACGGAGGGGUUUAAUUUGAGGGGUGAUGAUCUUCUGAGUUUGUAUGCUGUGGAGCACUGAGCCAGAUGACUUCUGAAUGUACGUGGUCGGUCCUUGUCACAUUCCACUUUAUACUGGCCGCAGGUGCACGCGGAGAAGCGGUGUGUACUGUAAAGUCAAGCGGAGGCAAAGAAGUCCUCAUAGGUUCCAGUUUCACCGUCUUCUGUGUCUUCAACAAGCAAUGCACCAAAAUGAUUUUUCGGGAUAAGAAACAAAUUGAGCAUGCACAGUUGAAUUCAAGUGUGGUGUCGGUGGAUGUUAAGAAUUUAACAAAGUUCAAUACCUUCACCUGCAAAUGCAAAGAGGACCCAGAGCCAUGUGGAAUUGACAUCACUCCAGGAUACCCACCAAGCAUUCCAGAAAACCUGAUUUGCAUUCGAAAAACAGAAUUUGGCAAUGUCAGCUGCACUUGGAGAACAGGAAGGGAUACCAAAAUCAUGACCACAUGUCAGUUACGGGUAAAAGGUGAACCUCACGAUGGCUAUAAGAGUGUUAUGAACUCUGCAGGGUUUUGUUCAGCCACAUUCCCGAUCACAGGCUCAAUGUCUCAGCUCAUUGUGAGGCUAAAUGUCUCUAAUAGCCUGGGCUCAGCAACCACCGGUCCUCACAGCUUCACGCUCAGCAACAUAGUAAAACCCUCAAGGCCUAAUAUCAGUCAUGUGGAGUGCUCCACCCGAUACUGCAGCCUACACACCAACACUCAUAGCACGCACUUGCUUGAGGUCCAAUACAGAGCAGAAAGCGAGACCUGGAAGAGCCUCCAGACUAAGACUGAGAGCAAUUUGAAAAUAUCCUCACUGCAGCCAUAUACCAAUUAUGAGUUCCAGAUCAGAAGGAAAAUAAACCAUACAGUAGGUCUGUGGAGUGACUGGAGUCUGACAAAAACAGCAAAUACAAAAGAAGAAGCUCCUGACAAGGUGCUUGAUGUCUGGUACCUCCAAGAGCACUCGCAAUCUCAAAACAAGUGUUUCAGAAUAUUUUGGAAGGCACUGAACAAAUCAGAUGCCAAGGGGGAGAUCAAAAGCUAUAAUAUAAGUGAGAAGAGGAUAAAGGUGAAGUCAGUCAUUGUAGGACCUACCAGAAGACAUUAUACCAUCUGCUGCUCUCACUGCUCUGUGUCGGUGUCUGCUAAUAACUCAGAAGGUCAAUCUCCUGACAAAUUUAUUGAGCUGCGCUCUCUAGGUCUGGCUUCAGGUAUUGUGUCCCACAAUUCCACUAAUAACCAUAGUAUUGCCCUCUUCUGGUCAACCUCCACCAUUGCAGGCCAUGGGACUGAGUAUGUGGUGCACUGGUAUCCAUUUGGAGGUACGGAGCAGCUUCAGUGGAUUAGAGUGGUGGACACCAAAGCUGUCAUUAGAGGUCUCCAUCCUAAAGAAUGCUAUCAGGGGGCAGUCACCGCUUUAAACUCAUCUGGUUCUCUAAUCUGGUUCUUAUCCAUUGAAGGCAUCUCCACAUGGACAUCAGUUCCAGAACAGAGUCCAGUUCCCCAACAAGACUGGAAGAAGAGCGACAGCUUGCAGGUGAAAUGGUCUGAAAUCCCACAGGAGAAGAGAAGAGGCUGUUUGAUAAAGUAUACAGUCUACUUGGAGGACAAUAAGAAACGAGACAUUCAGAAUUACAAUGUGAAAUAUCCAAGGACACAGUAUACCAUCAGUGGUCUGUCACCAGGACAUUGCUACAAACUGUGGGUCACUGCCUGGACAGAUGCUGGGGAGGGACCCAGAGGAACUGAACUCCCAUUCUGCACACCAUCAGACACUGAGAAACUACUGUCUCUGGUGAUCAUGGCUGGAGGAGCUGUUCUUCUGACCUGUCUCAUCCUCCUGUGCAUCUGCCAGUUCUCCUCUGUCCAGAGCAGAUUCUUAAGCUAUUGUAAGUGCCUGCUUCCUAGAGUUAUUCCAGAUCCAGCAAACAGCAAAUGGGCAAAGGAUUGUGCUAUUUACCAGGGUGAAAUUAAAUUCCCCCUUCACCAAUGUGACUCCAGCAUGAGUGAAGAGCCAGAUACUGUGGAGGUUGAGGAAGUUCCCAAUCCCUCCAGCUCCACCUGCACCUACAUCAAAAGCUUCUCUCAAGAGUCCGGCUCCUCUGACACCACCCAGAUCACCAGGAGCUCCGAUAUCAUGGAUGAGUACAUCUGCACUCAUGGAGCAAUAAGUGGAGGAGAAGAGGAGGACGAGGACGAGGAAGGGAUGUUGGAUGAAUUCGGAUUCUUACCAUGCACACCCAGCCCUUUCCUGGAGCCACUGUUUCCAUGUGGAGGAAAGCUGACACUGGAUGUAGUGAAAAUAGACUGCAGUGAAUUUCUGGACUGCACGUGACCCUCCAUUUGCAUUACAAUUUUGAUCUGUGAUUGUAAUGUAACUUCAUGCAUGGGUGAUGAAUCAGCACAAUCCCGGAGAUGAUUUGUCUGACAAAGGAAAUAUUUUGUGGGUUUUGGUUGGUUUCGAAUACAGUGUACCAAAGGAUGCCUCCAAUUCUGAAUCGUAGCCCAUUCUCAGGUUGGCCAUUUCGUAGUCUUGCAUACCCAGACCUUUGACUUAACGGCAAAACGUCUUGAUACACACUGCAGCUUGUUCAGGCUCCAAACAACUCACAUAGACAAGAAGAGACUGUCUAAAGGACAUGUAAAGCAACCAACCACAGUUUGGUUUGGAUUUAUCUUAAGUAUGUUAUACCACAAGUUAAUUCCAAUGGUAAAUAUUGUUACACCAUAUAUUUUGCUCGUGGAUAUCGAGUUAACGUGCUACUUAGUGCCUUAAACAAAACAGAGUAUUUUUUCAGAUUUGAUUCCACAAACCUGGCAAACUUUGCUAGUUCCAGUGAUUAUUUCCUCCUCCAAAGCUCUCCUUGUGUCAAUUCGGUAUCAUGUUAGCAUGAAUUUGUUUUUUUCAGACAAACUGAUUAAACAACACUUUGCGCCCUUAAAGGUAAAGUUCACCCAAAAAUGAAAAUUCUCUCAUUUACUCACCCUCAUGCUAUCCCAGAUGUGUAUGACUUUCUUUCUUCUGCUGAACACAAACUAAGAUUUUUAGAAAAUUAUCUCAGCCCUGUAGGUCCAUACAAUGCUAAUGGUGGCCAGAACUUUGACGGUCCAAAAAACAUAAAGUCAGUAUAAAAGUAAUCCAUACGACUCCAGCGGAUAAAUCUGUCUUAAGUGAUAUAAGUGUGGGUGAGAAUCAAUAUUUAAGUCUUUUAAUUAGAAAUCUCCACUUUCACUUUCUUCGUCAUUUUAUCCUGUGUACUGCACAAACAAAACCCCCAAUGUAGAUCUAAUAUUUUCAAAACAAUGCAAGCAUAGUAAUAAAACCCCUUUCAGAACCAAUGAACAUGGGCAGGGAGGAGAAUUUAUAGUAUACCAUAUUUACACCAUUCACUUGCAUUGUAAGGACCUACAGUGCUGAGAUAUUCUUUUAAAAAUCUGUUUGUGUUCACAGAAAAAAAGUAAGUCAUAGACAUCUGGGAUGGCAUGUUAGUGAGUAAAUGAUGAGAGAAUUUCCAUUUUUGGGUGAACUAUCCCUUUUAUCCCAGAAACUGCACAAAGACAGCCAAUCAGAUUAGAGCUUGCCAGAUUGAGAAAGUAAUUUCCAGUUUUGUGUGCAAUAUGCACAAGACUGUCAGUGAACGGACUGUGGUCUAGCCAUUUCACAACUCUUCUGAACUCUAGGUGUUUUAGCUAGGAUGUAGACCAGCCUGAUUUUUUUUGUAACAAGGAAAUGUUGUUUGCAUGCAAAUCUUGUAAAGAUAAUGUGGAUCUGGAUAUGUAUCAUGUUCUAUACAUGAUUCUAAUUGGUAGCAGUUUGAAUGGCUGUGAGAAUGGGCCAUCAAGAUUUUAGGUAAUUACAAUAUGUCCUUAAAAAGUUACAUCAGUUACAGACCUCAUAUCUUUCCACUAAACAACACUAAUACUUUACCACUGUAACUUUAACUCUUUCACAAUAUGGUAAUCAAUGAAAAUUGCACAAGGAUCAAUAUACCAGCAGGCCCAUUUCUUAUCUACUCAAGAUGUUUGACCCAUUACACAAAUACUGUCUUCACAAUAGUUCAUACAGUAAAUUCACCCCCUUAAAUUGCUUUAGUGUCCAAAUGUUAAGUUUUAUAAUUCAAACAUUCAAAGCAUUGAGAAGAAACUGCUCCUUUAAGAAUAAAUAUUUGAUUUGUUCUGGAACCUUACUUGGUUUACAGUCACCUAAACUUCAAAAUAAAACACAUGAAAAUGA